Parastagonospora nodorum SN15 is the source of this 504-nucleotide messenger RNA. RefSeq lists its product as hypothetical. The transcript is spliced from 3 exons. The record is from RefSeq and is a predicted model, not a curated record. NCBI's taxonomy places the organism in Eukaryota, Fungi, Ascomycota, Dothideomycetes, Pleosporales, Phaeosphaeriaceae. Bases 1 to 504 code for a protein of 167 amino acids.
AUGCCGUCGUCUGGUCUGGGAUGCUGGACGCUCGAAGCUGGAAAUAUCGUUCCUUCUGGCGAGGUCGGCGAGCCUGCUGCAGAGGUAAUGCCAAAAGGGUUGCUCCGGCCGGCCUGCUACGGGAGCCUAGCUGGCCAGGUUGCCCUGCUGGCCGGCCAGGCAAUGCCGCGUGACAAUGGUUCUCUACAGAGAUCUGCGGCUGGGAACUCUAACAACGGUGGAGUGUUUCAACGCGCGCGCCGCCCAUGCAUGCUCGCUGCACCUGCGCUGCCGCAUACUGUGUACAACCAUUUGCUUUGGUGGAGACGCAACAGUGUCAAGUGGUGCCCAGUCAAUUGCGAUGCGCAGGCGUCGCUACUGCAUGGAGGCGAUCUGCCCCAGGCUGCAACCGCAAAUCUCCUCCCACUGAACAAAGCGAAAUUGAGUCUUCUUCACCGCUUCCGAACCAGUGCCCUUGGCGAGGCUACGCAGUUAGCGGACGAAGCCAAGAUCAAUAUUUGCUAG